UGGAUUUACAUGUGCAUAUGCAUGACUGUGUUGCAUUUACUAACAUGAAUUCUUUUUCAAUUUCAGGAUGGAUACUCCUGUUUGAGGCUGUGUCAUUUAUAUGUGCAUGGUUAGGAGUGAUUUAUCUAUUGCGUUGUCACCAAGGCCAUAGACAAAGUUGCUACUCUCAAUGGAGAAAAACUGGAUAUAUAUGCUGCAUUGUCUUUGCUGCAUUUCUAAUCAUUGCAUAUGGCAUUUAUAUGUCCUUUCGUUAUAAAAACAUGUUCAAGGAAGAAAAAGAUGCUGCUGGAUAUAUGACUCUGUUGGUAUUUGCCCAUAUUUUGGCAUCAACAUGCUUGUUCAAACAUCCAAAAUACUUACCCUAUUUCCUUCACAUUAUGAUCUACAUGUUUGGAGCUGUAGGUCUCAGUAUUGUAAAUGCAAUCGCUCUUGCUACAGAACUGAUCCUGACAGCAGAGAAAGGAGCACGGACUAUAGGAGAUCUACGUGUGAUUGUUUUUUCACUGGAGACAACGUUUGUUUCUGCUUGGCUCACGUUGCAGCUCUACGAUGCCUGGAUGAGAUUUAAAGAAAGAACAAAACGUAAUUUUGAAGAUGAGAGAACAGGACUUGAGAUUCCGGAGAUGGAGGUUCUCUCAGACCUUAACCCUAACCUUGACCCUAACUGAUCUGAGCUGAUCAGUAAAAUAUAGGCACCCAAAUAUAAGCUCGCAGAAGUAUUCUUACUCAUGCUUUGUGAGAAGAUUAUGUUAUUGUAUCUUAGAAGAGCUACAUUCCAGUUUAUACAACUGAACAACUGUAGUAAAGAGACGUAAUCCUUCUAUUUCAACUCUGUCUUAAAGACAUUUUGAUAUGUUUUCUUUAACAACCUACAUGUAAGUGGAAAUUUGAUCAGAGCUGUUUAACUCUUACUUUUACUAACUUUUUUAUACAAUAAAAGCUGUGUUAUGUUGUGCAAUCUUAAUAGUCACCUUAACAAAUAAAGAUGCUUCAUUUGAGCCUUGUAGGGUAGCUGGUUACGUCGUCCACUUUCCUUUUCAAUUUGACAUUGUCUUAAAGUAGAUUUAUGGACUUCAGACCCAGAUUGCAUGUUUGC
Molecule: messenger RNA, 1096 nt
Organism: Pangasianodon hypophthalmus (striped catfish)
Lineage: Eukaryota; Metazoa; Chordata; Actinopteri; Siluriformes; Pangasiidae
Exons: 8
Coding region: 18-668 (216 amino acids)
Source: RefSeq, a predicted model, not a curated record